GGAGAGGAGAACAUUGCAGGGAAGCAACAAGAGAAAGGGGAAAUCAAUGUAGGGUUGUAAGCCUACGCGAUUUCUUGGCUGGUAGCUAUGGUAGUCUCGUGUUGCACUAAACCACGGUGUCUUGCAUUAAACCACAAUUAGGAGAUUCCAAUACCAGGUCAUAACGUGUAAUUUGCAAACUACAUUAGGGGUUAAUGCAACGCACCAAGCCAAACAAAACAAAUUUAAUAGCGACUACUGAAGAUAUCUUGACUCCGUUUAACCACCUCUGCUCUUCUGUAUUUCAGGAUUUAUCCGUCCAUUACUCUUACUCUUUCCAGAACGCACCAGGCAAAAGUGGGGAUUCUAAACCAGCACCUGUUGUGGAAUGGAUGGCAGAAAGGAGGCUGGAAUGUAGCUCUGCAGCUCAAGGUUUAGCUAUACUUAUCCCUGUUUGGCAGAGUUUAGGAUCCUCUGAAGGAUCAGGCAAAGAGAUGGCUUUGGUUCCUUAUGACAGCACAGCUCUUUGGGGUAUGCAGAAGUUACAUAAAUCUUCCUCUACGUUCUGUUUUGCCAACCAUACAAUUCACAUUAAGCAGAAUUGGACGCAGUUGGGAAUAGCUGCUGUGGUGUGGGAUGCGGCAGUGGUCUUGUGCACUUUCCUGGAGACAGGAGGCAUUGAUCUGCAGGGACGCAGGGUGAUUGAGUUGGGAGCUGGGACAGGCCUCCUUGGAAUUGUAGCUGUGUUACUUGGUGCUCAAGUUACAAUCACAGACCGAAAGCCAACAUUGCCCUUACUUGAAGCAAAUGUGCAAACUAAUUUACCUGUCAACCUUCAGUCAAGAGCAGUAAUAAAGGAACUUACCUGGGGACAAGAUUUGGCAGACUUUUCUCCAGGAGAAUAUGAUAUUAUCUUGGGUGCAGACAUAGUUUACCUAGAAGAAACAUUUGCAGACCUUCUUCAGACACUGAAUUAUCUCUGCUCUUUUGAGACUAUAAUCCUGUUAUCAUGCCGCCUCCGCUAUGAGCGGGACCAGAAUUUCCUGAAGAUGCUUAGAGAACAGUUUACAGUGCAUGAAGUGCUCUAUGACCCUGGUAAUGAUGUGCAUAUAUUUAGAGCACAGAGGCAUGUCCUGAAGGGAGAUUUGUGAUUGGUCUGAUCAUGAAUUCUUGCCAGCUCAUGUCUUCUCUUUCCUUCUCAUUGCCCCAAUACUUGGAUCAAAACCUUCCAUACAACAUCUCAUGAGAAUAAAGUGAAACUAAUCUAUUUUUUGUUAUUUGGAGUUAAUUAGGCUGAGUUUCCUAUAAAUACUGUCUUCUUGAUUUACUCAUUGUUAAAAUAAAGAAUUAAUCAGGUGAGCCAUC
Molecule: messenger RNA, 1344 nt
Organism: Pseudonaja textilis
Lineage: Eukaryota; Metazoa; Chordata; Lepidosauria; Squamata; Elapidae
Source: RefSeq, a predicted model, not a curated record